GUAAUUGGGAUUAACUCGCAGUGGCAGCCGUCAAUGGCGUGCACGUCUUGCUUGGCGUUGCGUUCUGUCAGCAACGCUUUACGUCCCUACAGGUGAAAAGAGAGGACAGGUCUGAAUCUCAGUUGUGGAAUUGAUAGUGAUGCUGACGUAGUUUGCAGUGGGGCUGCCAGCUACAGGAUUGGUUGUUGCAGCAGGGGCAAGAGGGGGGUGGACGGGAAGCAAUCGAGAUCGGUUCGUUUAAAACCGCCUCCUCGCACGGCGCGCUCUGAGAACGGCAAAUCCUUUCUGCUUUCUCCAUGUUUAAGUCUGCGAGCUACCAGAUGGCGGAUCCCGCACCUACAAUCAUGCAUGGGAACUGGUUCUCCAUGGGAUACAGGGAUAACGCUACCACCACGCCCGCGGGGAUGUAUGUGGAGAAGCCGAAGAAGAAGGGCUUUUGCCUGGUUAAAAUGAUGUCCCUUAACCACAAGAAAGAGCCGACCAGUCAUCAGCACCAUAACAACAACAUGCCCUUCAUGAUUCAUUGUCACAUUGGAAAAGAGAUCAAGCAUAUAUGCAGCAACUGUAGCCGCGGCAACGAUACACAGGAGGCUGAGGAGGUGGAAAGACUGUCUGCCAUGCGUUCGGAAUCCCUCGUCCCAGGCACCCACACCCCACCCAUCCGCCGGAAGAGCAAGUUUGCCACCAUCGGGCGUCUCUUCAAACCCUGGAAAUGGAGGAAGAAGAAGAGCGAAAAGUUCAAGCAAACCUCUGCAGCUCUGGAGAGGAAGAUGUCCAUGCGGCAGAGCAGAGAGGAGCUGAUCAAGAGAGGAGUGCUGAAGGAGAUCUUUGAGAGAGCCAACAUCGACUUCCGGCCCUCCAUGGAGGGCAGUGUGUGUCCUCAGGACUCCUCCCUGAAGCAGACGGUGAUCCUGCCUCCCAAGAAGUCUGUGGCUUUCACCGGUGACGUUCAGGACACGCCACCUAAGCCCCCGCUGUUCCACAAGCAGCCCCCGGCGAUCCCCCCCAAACCCUUCUCUCGCCUGCCCAAUCACAGCACAGCUCCAGAGUCUUGCCAGCCCAUGAAGCUGUCCUGUAUGCCGGGCAAACUCUCUCCUCCUCUACCUCCCAAGAAAGUGAUGAUCUGUGUCCCUCCCGGAGGUCUGGACCAUUCAUCCUCGCCCAUGUCCCUCUCCACCUUCACCCAUAAAUUCCCCUCGGGCCCCCACGGCCUGCCCCUGCACCACGUCACCAUCGGGGGGCACCCGGUCCUCUCCGGGCGCGGGCACCCGCACCAGCACCAGCACCCGCACCCGCUACAGUAUGGCACCAUGCCCACCAGCCUGCACCCGCCUAGCCGUAUCAUUGAGGAGCUCAGCAAGACGCUGGCGCUUACCAUGCAGCGGCUCGAGAAUUCUGGGCUGCAUGGCGGCCCGUGUAGCCUGCUGGAGAGCCGGCAAAUCCCCUCCGCGGUCAUCGACUGUGACGACGACAAGGAGAAUAUGCCAAAUGAGUCCGACUACGAGGACUUGCCCAGCAUGUACAAGGACGAGGACGAGGAAGACGACGACGAAGACGAUGACGAGGAGGAAGACGACGACGAUGACGAUGACGACACCCUCUUCACAAGUUCCCUGGCGCGGAAGGUGCUGAGGAAAGACUCGCUGGCCAUCAAGCUGAGUAACCGGCCCUCCAAGAGGGAGCUGGAGGAGAAGAACAUCCUGCCCAUGCUGACAGACGAGGAGAGGCUGGAGUCCAGGCAGCAGAUUGGGACCAAGCUCACACGGAGGUUGAGUCAGAGGCCCACUGCAGAGGAGUUGGAGCAGAGAAACAUUCUUAAACCCCUCAAUGAGCUAGAUGAGAUGGAGGAGAAGAGGGAGAUCAAGCGCAGGCUGUCGCGGAAGUUGAGCCAGAGGCCCACGGUGGAGGAGCUGCGACUGGCCAAGAUUCUGAUCCACUUCAGCGACUACGUGGAACUGGCCGACGCCCAGGACUACGACAGGCGGGCCGACAAACCCUGGACACGGCUCACUGCGGCAGAUAAGGCUGCCAUCAGGAAGGAACUCAACGAUUUUAAGAGUAAUGAAAUGGAGGUGCAUGAAUCAAGUCGUCAUCUAACCAGGUUUCACAGACCGUAGAACACCACUGUCUUGGGAGCUGUGCUUUUGGGCACUUCUCUCCUUCUCUCCAUGAGAACCAUAAGUGCUGGACGGUUCAAACAGUGCCCGCAUCUACAAAAAAGGCCAUGUGUUUUUUCAAAUGCCUUUGCAGAUCCAUGAGACUCAGACGGUACUGUCCACCUUUGUCCAUGGAGACUGUUUAUAGCUUUUGUUUUCCACUUAUGCCAAGACAACAUUCAUCCCAGGACUCGUCCCCCCCACACCAGCCCACCCUAGCCCAGCCCACCCCCACCCCC
Molecule: messenger RNA, 2395 nt
Organism: Clupea harengus (Atlantic herring)
Lineage: Eukaryota; Metazoa; Chordata; Actinopteri; Clupeiformes; Clupeidae
Product: phosphatase and actin regulator 1
Biological process (GO): stress fiber assembly; cell motility
Molecular function (GO): actin binding
Source: RefSeq, a predicted model, not a curated record